AUGGAAGAGCGGAAGAAAGAGGAGAGACCAGCAAUAAAAUGGGAAGUAUACAGACAGGAGGGAAUGGAAGACCGGAAGAAAGAGGAGAGACCAGCAAUAAAAUGGCAAGAAUACAGACAGGAAGGACUGGGAGACCGGAAAAAAGAGGAGAGACCAGCAACAAAAUGGGAAGAAUACAGACAGGAAGGAAUGGAAGAGCGGAAGAAAGAUGAGAGACCAGCAAUAAAAUGGGAAGAAUACGGACAGGAAGCAGUGGAAGACCAGAAGACAGAGAAGAGACCAGCAAUAAAAUGGGAAGAACACAGACAGGAAGGAAUGGAAGAGCGGAAGAAAGAGGAGAGACCAGGAAUAAAAAGGGAAGAAUACAGACAGGAAGGACUGGAAGACCGGAAAAAAGAGGAGAGUCCAUCAAUAAAUUGGGAAGAAUACAGACAGGAAGGAUUGGAAGACCGGAAAAAAAGGAGAGACGAGCAACAAAAUGGGAAGAAUACAGAUAGGAAGGAGUGGAAGAGCGGAAGAAAGAUGAGAGACCAGCAAUAA
Schistocerca americana (American grasshopper) is the source of this 540-nucleotide messenger RNA. RefSeq names its product vicilin-like seed storage protein At2g18540. The transcript has a single exon. The record is from RefSeq and is a predicted model, not a curated record. The coding region runs from base 1 to 540 and encodes 179 amino acids. Lineage: Eukaryota; Metazoa; Arthropoda; Insecta; Orthoptera; Acrididae.